Messenger RNA from Entrophospora sp. SA101, 477 nucleotides. The record is from the annotation of a GenBank genome assembly. Lineage: Eukaryota; Fungi; Glomeromycota; Glomeromycetes; Entrophosporales; Entrophosporaceae.
AUGACACCUAAAUUAGAUCCAAAAGCUGCCAUUCAAAAUAUAAGCAAUUUGUACGAAAUAAUAUUUAAUCAUCCAAAAGAAUCAGUUGAUAAAGAAAUAAAAUCAUUCGUUAAAGAAUUUGAAGCUACGAGAAACAAUCGUGAAUCAGAAAACCUUGCAAAAUGUGUUAAAUUUAUCCAAGAUUCACCUAACAGAUUAAUAGAUGGAAAAGAACAUAUGGAAAAGAAUAUUAAUGAUGUGAAUGAAAAGUUGAAAAAGUCAAAAUCAGAAUUUGAAUCAUUAUUAAAUGAAUUAAACGAAUUAAAACAGCAAGAUAAACCAGAUCACUAUUCAACGGAACGUGAAAAGUUUUUGAAAGAGUUGGAUAAAAAACGGAAAGAUUUUGAGAUAGAGAUGAAUGGUAGGGAACAAGAAUUGAUAAAAGAGUAUCGAUUAAAGAUGGAAGAGGGAUUAAGAGGUGCCCCAGAAACUACAUAG